Messenger RNA from Solanum verrucosum, 1176 nucleotides. RefSeq names its product receptor-like protein Cf-9. Bases 1 to 1176 code for a protein of 391 amino acids. The transcript has 2 exons. The record is from RefSeq and is a predicted model, not a curated record. Gene Ontology annotation, molecular function: protein binding. Lineage: Eukaryota; Viridiplantae; Streptophyta; Magnoliopsida; Solanales; Solanaceae.
AUGGGGUCUGGCCAAUUCUCAUUUCUGUUCUUUCUCUGGUUCUGUCAGCUUUCUUUUUCUUCAUCCAUACCUCAUUUGUGCCAUAAAGAUCAAAGCUACGCUCUUCUAGAAUUCAAGAGAACACUUAUCGUAGAUCCCUCAUUAGUUACGAGUAGUUCCUACUCUUAUACGAGUUCAUGGAAUAUGAGCAGAGAUUGUUGCUCAUGGGAUGGAGUCGUAUGCAAUGAGAUGACUGGCCAUAUCAUUGAACUUAAUCUCAGUUGCAGUGGUCUUGUAGGAAAGAUUGAUUCCAAUAGCAGCCUCUUCCAACUCUCUCAUCUUCAAAGGCUCGACUUUUCUUUGAAUAACUUCUCUAGUUCUCACAUCUCGCCUGAAUUUGGCAGGUUCUCGAGCUUGACAUAUCUUGAUCUUUCUGACUCCUAUUUCUCAGGUCAAAUUCCUUCUGAAAUCUCUCACCUUUCCAAGUUACAAUCUCUUUAUUUCUCAGGAGAAAUGCUAACAUUUGGACCUCACGAUUUUGAAAUGCUCCUUCAGAAUUUGACUCAAUUAAGAGAGCUUCAUCUUACUUCCAUAAACAUCUCUUCCACUAUUCCUCCGAAUUUUUCUUCUCAUUUAACAACUCUGAGGCUGGGAAAUACAGGAUUGCACGGGUUAAUACCCGAGAGUAUUUUUCACCUUCCCAAUCUGGAAACACUUGUCUUACAAAAUAAUGAUCAGCUAAGUGGUUAUUUUCCAAAGACGAAAUGGAACAGCAGUGCAUCUCUCAUGGAGUUAGAUCUCAGUGGCGUGAAUUUUUCUUGUAAUUUGCCUGAGUCUAUCGGUUAUCUAACUUCACUGCAUUCUUUGUCUCUUAAAAAUUGCAACCUUCGAGGGCCUAUUCCUGAAUCUCUUUCGAAUCUCACACACAUAUUGGAUUUGGACCUUUCAGAUAACUCCCUAAAUGGAACAAUACCAUCAGGGAUGUUCUCUCUUCCAUCACUAAGUCGUUUAGUCUUGAGUAAUAACCACUUUUCUGGUCAGUUUGAGGAUUUCAAUUCCAAUUCAGUAAUCUGGAUUGAUUUAAGCAAUAAUCAGCUGCAAGGUCAUCUUCCCAAGUCGAUUGAAAACCAUGUGAACCUAACAGGCCUUGUUCUUUCUUUCAAUAAUUUUAAUGGUAGUGUGGAUGAUCUCUUAUGA